This is a messenger RNA of Frieseomelitta varia, 1697 nucleotides long. Its product is annotated as CCA tRNA nucleotidyltransferase 1, mitochondrial. NCBI's taxonomy places the organism in Eukaryota, Metazoa, Arthropoda, Insecta, Hymenoptera, Apidae. Bases 282 to 1685 code for a protein of 467 amino acids. Gene Ontology annotation, molecular function: nucleotidyltransferase activity; RNA binding. Gene Ontology annotation, biological process: RNA processing. The transcript is spliced from 6 exons. The record is from RefSeq and is a predicted model, not a curated record.
UUUGCAUGGGUACAUGGUGUGUGCUACAAAUUUUUUACAUUGAUACAAAUAAUUUACGUUACAAAUUUAUGUUACAAAGAAAAAAAAAAUACUCAAAAUAUUCAAAAAAAUAUUUUUCUGAUAAAUAACUUUAAAUGAUUUUGGAUAAAAAUAUUUUCAAAGAAAAUUGGAGAUCAGUGCAGCACUGAUGACAUUUACGGAUGGUCUUGAAAGAGGCGAAGUGACAUCAAUUAAAAGAAUUGCCUUAUUACAAUAAGAUUUUAUAUAAAAAAUUUUGAGAAAUGUUUAUGGUUUUUUUUCGCAAAAAUUAUAUAUCUUGUACAUAUAAUCUUUCACGAGUAAGUAGUAAGGCGUAUAAAACUUGGGUUGCUACAAUGAGGGAUGAAAUACCACUAAGCAGGCCUGAUCCUGUAAUUAAAAAGCUGGAUAAUCCAUUGUUUCACUCCAUAUUUACACCAGAACUUAACACUUUAGCACAAAUAUUUAAAAAGUAUAAUCACGAACUAAAAAUUGCUGGUGGUGCAGUCAGAGAUAUUUUAAUGGAUAUAAAACCAAUAGAUUUGGAUUUUGCAACAGAUGCUACCCCACAGGAAAUGAAAAACAUGUUUGAAGAAGAAAAUAUUAGAAUGAUCAAUAAUAAUGGAGAAAAGCAUGGUACGAUUACCUCAAGAAUAAAUGAUAAAUUAAAUUUUGAGAUCACAACACUUAGAAUUGACACACAUACCAAUGGCAGGCAUGCAGAAGUUGAAUUUACGAAAGAUUGGGAACUAGACGCUCUUCGCAGAGAUCUUACAAUAAAUUCUAUGUUUCUUGAUUUAGAAGGAAGAAUAUAUGAUUAUUUCUUUGGUUAUGAUGAUUUAAUGAAACGAAGAGUUAAGUUUGUAGGAAAUCCAGUACAUAGAAUUAAGGAAGAUUAUCUACGAAUCUUGAGAUAUUUUCGAUUUUAUGGAAAAAUUUCAGACCAACCAGAUGCUCAUGAUGAAUAUAUUAUAACAGCAAUAAAAGAAAAUAUACAUGGACUGGAAAUAAUAUCUGGAGAAAGAAUUUGGAGUGAAUGGUCAAAAAUCCUUUCUGGAAAUUAUGUUAAAGAAAUAACAUUUAAAAUGUUAGAAUGUGGUAUUGCAAGAUUUGUAGGACUUCCAGAAAACCCAAAUAUAGAAAAGUUCGAGGUUAUUUGCAAUAUAUCUAAAAAAAAUAACAUUUCUUUACAGCCGAUUACUUUUCUUGCUGUACUGUUAAAAAAUGAAAGUGAAGUGUUUGAGCUUCAUCGUAGAUUAAAAUUAUCUGCAUAUGAUAGAGAUUUAGCAUUAUUUUUAAUUUCAUUCUGGGAAGAUAAACCUUCAAUAGAUCUUUUAAAAUUUUAUAAGGGAAUUCUUAUUCAUUGGAAAGGAAACGUUGUUAAUGCAAAAGAAUAUAUUUGUGAAUUAUUAAAAUGUAAACAAUAUUUUGAUCUUGCUGAAAAUAUAAAAAACCUAAUAAUACCAAGAUUUCCAGUUAGUGGAAACAUGUUAAAACCAUAUGUAGAAAGGGGAAAGGUGAUGGGUAUUGUUAUUAAAGAAUUAAAAAAUAUUUGGUUGGACAAAAAUUUUGAAAUAAGUGCAGAAGAAUUACUACAAGAGGUUCCACGAAUUGUUAGUGAACUGGAAGAUAACUCAGAGAAACAUAACAUGUUUUUAAAUAAAUAAAUUUUAAUAUUA